UUGACGCGUAUUCGCGCCACAGCUGGGUGUGUUGGACUGACAACGGCACGGGUGAGCCGCUGUCUCGUGCUCAUUUUCAUUUAAGAAGAGUGGCGUUUGACAAGAUUUCACGCAGUUGAGUUCUGCGAAUUUAGUUUACUAAUCGACUCACCGCUUCGCUCAACUCUGCAAUUUCGGAGCGCGCAAAUAACUCGAUAGGACAUGGAAACUGCCCCUGGCACUGCUGCGGCCGACGCUGGUGAUCAGAGCAGGAACGAAAUUAGAGACUUCUGGGAUCUCCAUGAACGCCUAGAACAUUCAUGGGCUAACAUCAUAGAAAAUAGCGACAAAGCAGCAGCAAACGGGCAGAAUGCAUCGGCACGGCGCAGUCGCAGUCCUGACGUACUACUGUACGAAACAGACCCUCAAGUGCUCGGCAGGCGUCUAAAGCAAAUAGAGUAUGGCAAGAGUACUGCAGGCUACGAGCAGUACUGUGCUACUGUGCCCAGGAAGAACCGAUCCAAGAACCACCCACGCACACCAAACCGCUUCUUGAAAUACAGCCGAAGGUCAUGGGACGCCCAGAUUCGCAUCUGGCGCAGGCAAUUGCACAUCUGGGAUCCCCCAACAGAACACUCGAAGAAUGCAACUGAUGAGCAGCCAAGUAGUAGUCCUGAUCUCGAUGAUGAUGAUAUUCUUCUUGAUGAAGAUGUUCAAGCCCUGUUGUCCGAAGCUGACUUUUCUGUACAACCAACAGAAGUGGCAAAGAAGCUGGACUUCGAAUAAGCGCAUUUAUUUUAAACAAUGUGUUUUAAUGUAUUUCUCUUCAUGAGGUCCUUGUUAGAAAAGGCUCGUUUCUGCUGUAUUAUCGCAUUUUAUCAUUUUACCGGUAUACAUUUUAUAACCCAGAAUGCAUGGUGUGCUUUUAAGUAUGGUUGUUCUUAUAUAUUCAGACAAAUAAACAUACCGUAUUUACUCGAUUA
This is a messenger RNA of Rhipicephalus microplus (southern cattle tick), 962 nucleotides long. RefSeq names its product Stem-loop binding protein (gene Slbp). Gene Ontology annotation, cellular component: histone pre-mRNA 3'end processing complex; cytoplasm. NCBI's taxonomy places the organism in Eukaryota, Metazoa, Arthropoda, Arachnida, Ixodida, Ixodidae. Gene Ontology annotation, biological process: mRNA 3'-end processing by stem-loop binding and cleavage; mRNA transport. The record is from RefSeq and is a predicted model, not a curated record. Gene Ontology annotation, molecular function: histone pre-mRNA stem-loop binding; mRNA binding.